GCCACAAUCAAGAUUCUCAAGAACAUUGAGGCACACAACCCCUUUUUCCUUUGCUCUCAAAUCUUUUCAGUUGAUUGCUCUUCAUGCUACCUGAACAAUGUCAUCUUCGCAUUUCUACACCCCCUUACAAACAUCGCGGACGAAGGAAUUGCGUCUCGUGACGCUCCUUCCAGCACCCACGAAAGACGCCACAAUCGAGUGUACCUUGAGCAUCGGCAACCUCGAAGAUCGACAGCUGCAUUACGAAGCGCUAUCCUACGAAUGGGGUGACAUAAAUAGUCCCAAGCACGAGAUUCUGCUCGAUGGUCAACCUUUCACCGUCCGACGCAACCUCUGGCAGGCUCUGCGCUGUCUCCGGACAGAAUUCGCCGCGAGGACGCUGUGGGUCGAUGCAAUUUGUAUCAAUCAAGAGGAUGUUUUAGAACGGAAUCAUCAGGUGGGUAUGAUGAGCAGCAUCUAUACUUUCGCAUCUUCGGUGCGGAUUUGGCUUGGUGAGAGGGGCGGCAAUAGCCGGGAGGCAAUCUUGCUGCUUCAUGAGAUCUGGGAAUCGUUUCGGGAGGUAUCUAGGCCUAGCAAAGAGGUUGUAGAGAAGAAAAAGGCGCCGCGGAAGAAAUUAGCUGAGAACGCGGAGCCCGCAACACUGACAGGAAGCCGCGACUCGUUUAAAAAGCUUUCUGUGUUUCCAAUUCAUAGAGGCGAACCGUUCGAGUCCUCAAGGGAAUUGUUGGUUCAAGAAAGGCGCGUGGGGUGGUGGAAUAGGUUGUCCCUUCGUUCUGAGCCUGUCGCCCCAUGGGAAGGAGUAGCAGCGCUGGUCGAACGAACAUACUGGAGCAGAAUCUGGAUUGUUCAGGAAUAUCUCCUAGCUUCCGAGACGGUUGUUCAGUGCGGCUGGGAUUACAUGGAUGGAAAGCGCUUCGAUGAGGCCGUAUCAAUAGUCGGUGAGCUUUUCGAGCUCAGAAAAGCCGAUCAUCGUCAACCGGCACCUUUGAUUCAAAACUGUCUGGAGAGAAUUGCCAAAAGUCCAGGCAUCAAGAUUCCGAGAAGCAGGGUUUCGGAUAACCAGCGAACGUUGCUAGAGUUGAUGGAGACCUGCAGGACAUCCAAAUCUUGUGAUCCUCAUGAUAGGAUCUAUGCCAUUUUGGGCUUGGCGGAUGAUAUCCCGCCGGCAGCAAUCUUGGUGGACUAUGAGAGGGAUAUUUUCAAGGUCAAGGUCGAUGUGGCAUGGUGGUAUUCUACUAGGUCUGGAUUGAAAUCUCAUCCAGCUUCUGUGUCUCGUGUUUGUUCUCUGUUAGAUGAAAUUUUUGUGGAUUGUGAAGAUGAGGAAUAGCUGAAUACGAUCCCCCAUCUCUAAUAUUGUCACGGCCUGGACAAGCUGUGGAAGUGGAAAUGUAUGUGUUUGUGUAAAUAUAUGUAUGAAUGGUAGUGCCCUAAGGGCGGUGAAGAAGCUAUAUAUAUGCCUGUGCGCAGCACGUGACAAAUAUUGUGCUGAG
Molecule: messenger RNA, 1490 nt
Organism: Hyaloscypha bicolor E
Lineage: Eukaryota; Fungi; Ascomycota; Leotiomycetes; Helotiales; Hyaloscyphaceae
Exons: 1
Coding region: 98-1327 (409 amino acids)
Source: RefSeq, a predicted model, not a curated record